This is a messenger RNA of Polistes dominula (European paper wasp), 741 nucleotides long. It is a transcript of the gene Ak6, whose product is annotated as adenylate kinase isoenzyme 6. Gene Ontology annotation, cellular component: nucleus; cytoplasm. The record is from RefSeq and is a predicted model, not a curated record. NCBI's taxonomy places the organism in Eukaryota, Metazoa, Arthropoda, Insecta, Hymenoptera, Vespidae. Gene Ontology annotation, molecular function: ATP hydrolysis activity; AMP kinase activity; ATP binding.
UACAAUAGAAAUAUAUAGCAAAACAACUAGGAAUAAAUAGUUUAAUGUUGCUAAAUAAAUGUUUUCGUUGAUUUCUAUUACAUUAGAUGGAUCGUCUAUAAAUAAAUCUUCUUAAAAUGAAUAGAACUAACAGAAAAUUGCCAAACAUUUUGGUGUCAGGUACACCAGGUGUUGGUAAAAGUUUAAUGUGCCGUUUAUUAUCAGAAAAAACAGGGUUAGAUUGGUUAGAAGUUAGUAAAUUAGCUAUUAAAUAUAAUUGUUUGGAAGAAUACGAUGAAGUAUAUCAAUGUCCAGUCUUGGACGAAGAUAAGUUACUCGAUAAUAUGGAAAGCAUUAUGAGUGAAGGUGGAAAAAUCGUUGAUUAUCACGGCGUUGAUUUCUUUCCAGAAAGGUGGUUCGACAUAGUCUUCGUUUUAAGAACAAAUAAUACAAUUUUAUAUGAUCGUUUAUUUGAACGAGGAUACAGAGGGAAAAAAUUAUCAGACAACAUAGAAAGUGAAAUAUUUGAAAUAAUUACAGAAGAAGCUAGAGCAUCGUAUAAAAAUGAAAUAGUUCAUGAAUUACAAAGCAAUACUAUGGAUGAGGCUAUUGAUAAUGUUAAUAGAAUAUGUCAAUGGAUCGAUCAAUGGACGAUAGAUAAUAAAUAGUUGUUAAAUAAAAUUUAUAUUUUAUAACUUAACACAUAAUUUCUACUCAUUUAUCGACACUGUAUAUAUAUAUUAUUCAAGAAAUAUAAGUAAC